UGUGCAGAGGCUAGAGAGAAAAAAGGAAGCUCGACUGGUCCCUGCGAAAUUCGGGAUUAAAUUGGGAGAGACCGCUUGAGGGAAAUGGAUUCUGUACCCUCGCUGGCUAGCGUUUUGACUUUACUAUUCUCCGUCUUGUGGCAUAUAGGAUCUACAGCUACAAACUAUAACUGUGAUAACCCAUUAUCAGCCCUGCUGCCUCCAACAGCCUUUUCCAGUUCAUCAGAACUCUUUGGUACUCCCAGCCCAGCCCAACUCAACAGAAGAAUUGGAGCUGGUGGUUGGUCCCCAGUAAAUUCUAAUACUCAACAAUGGCUCCAGAUUGAUCUAGGAAAUAGAGUGGAGAUUACUGCAGUGGCUACCCAGGGAAGAUAUGGAAGCUCUGACUGGGUAACAAGCUAUAUACUGAUGUUUAGUGAUACAGGACGUAACUGGAAGCAAUACAAGCAAGAAGACAACAUCUGGACUGUUUCAGGAAACACCAAUGCUGACAGUAUUGUGCACCACAAAUUCUUACACUCAGUGAAAGCCCGAUUCAUCCGAUUUGUCCCAAUGGAAUGGAAUCCAAAUGGAAAGAUAGGCAUGAGGGUGGAAGCCUAUGGAUGCUCAUAUAAAUCAGAUAUUGCUGACUUUGAUGGCAGAAGCUCCCUCCUGUACAGAUUCAAUCAGAAGCUAAUGAGCACUUUUAAAGAUGUGAUUUCUCUGAAGUUCAAGAGCAUGCAAGGAGAUGGGGUCUUGUUCCAUGGAGAGGGCCAGCAUGGAGAUUACAUUACAUUGGAACUCCAGAAGGGGAGACUCUCCUUACAUAUCAACCUAGGUGACAGCAAACGUCGUUUCAGUAACAGCCAGCCUUCAGUUACACUAGGCAGUCUCCUGGAUGACCAGCAUUGGCACUCAGUCCUCAUUGAGCGGUUCAAUAAGCAAGUGAACUUCACAGUGGACAAGCACACUCAACAUUUCCGGGCUAAAGGAGAUGGGGACUAUUUGGACAUUGAUUAUGAGCUCAGUUUUGGAGGGAUUCCAGUCCCAGGCAAACCAGGAACAUUCCUGAAGAAAAACUUUCAUGGAUGUAUUGAAAACCUUUAUUAUAAUGGAGUUAAUGUAAUUGAUUUGGCCAAAAGACGCAAGCAUCAGAUCUAUACUGUGGGCAAUGUCACUUUUUCCUGCUCAGAACCACAAAUUGUUCCCAUCACUUUUGUCAACUCAAGUAGCAGUUAUUUGUUACUGCCUGGCACCCCCCAAAUUGAUGGGCUCUCAGUGAGUUUCCAGUUUCGAACUUGGAACCGAGAUGGUCUGCUCCUGUCAACGGCACUGUCAGAGGAUUCUGGAAUCCUGCUGCUCUACCUAGAGGAUGGGAUGCUGAAGCUUAUUAUCCAGAAAAUGACAGAACACUCCAUGGAAAUCCCCCCAGGGAGCAACCUGAAUGAUGGCUUGUGGCAUUCGGUUAGCAUUAAUGCCAGAAGGAACCGCAUUACUUUGACACUGGAUAAUGAUGCAGCAUCCGCUGCUCAUGAAACUACUCGGCUGCAGAUUUACUCUGGGAACAGCUACUAUUUUGGAGGGUGCCCAGACAAUUUCACCGAUUCCCAGUGUUUAAAUCCCAUUAAGGCUUUCCAAGGCUGCAUGAGGCUCAUCUUUAUUGAUAACCAGCCUAAGGACCUCAUUUCAGUUCAGCAAGGUUCCCUGGGGAAUUUUAGUGAUUUACGCAUUGAUCUGUGUAGCAUCAAAGACAGAUGUUUGCCAAACUACUGUGAACAUGGAGGAACGUGUACUCAGUCUUGGGCCACCUUUUACUGUAACUGCAGUGACACAGGUUAUACUGGAGCCACAUGCCAUAACUCAAUCUAUGAGCAAUCAUGUGAAGCUUAUCGGCACAAGGGAAGCACAUCUGGCUUCUUCCACAUUGAUUCAGAUGGCAGUGGGCCCCUUGAGCCACUCUACGUUUAUUGCAAUAUAACAGAGGAUAAGAUCUGGACUGCCGUGCAGCAUAACAACACAGAGCUCACUCGAGUGCGAGGGGCACAUCCCAAGAGGCCCUAUGUCAUGUACUUUAACUACAGCAGCAGCAUGGAGCAGCUGGAGGCAAUGAUCAACAGUGCCGAGUACUGUGAGCAGGAGGCCAUUUACCAUUGCAAGAAAUCUCGUCUGCUGAACACCCCUAAUGGCAUGCCUUUUACAUGGUGGAUUGGAAGAGCCAACGAAAGGCAUCCCUACUGGGGAGGUUCCCUUCCUGGAGUUCAGCAAUGUGCAUGUGGGCUGGAGGAGAGUUGUGUGGACAUGAGGCACUUCUGUAAUUGCGAUGCAGACAAAGAGGAAUGGACAAAUGACACUGGCCUUCUUUCCUUCAAAGACCACUUGCCUGUCACCCAGAUAGUUAUCACUGAUACCAACAGAUCAAACUCAGAAGCUGCUUGGAGAAUUGGCCCAUUACGUUGCUAUGGCGACCGGCAUUUUUGGAACGCAGCCUCAUUUAAUACAGAAGCCUCUUACCUUCAAUUCCCCACCUUUCAUGCAGAGUUCAGUGCUGAUAUUUCAUUCUUUUUCAAAACCACGGCUUUGUCUGGCAUCUUCUUGGAAAAUCUUGGCAUUAAAGACUUCAUUCGACUGGAAAUAAGCUCUCCUUCAGAAGUCACUUUUGCCAUUGAUGUUGGGAAUGGCCCCUUGGAGCUCACAAUUCUCUCUCCAUCCCCCCUGAAUGACAACCAAUGGCAUUAUGUACGGGCUGAAAGAAAUCUCAAACAGACUUUGCUCCAGGUGGAUGACCUUCCAACAAAGAUACUGGAUACGCAAGAGGAAGGGCAUUUUCGAUUGCAGCUAAACAGUCAUUUUUUUGUAGGUGGCACAACAUCAAGACAGAAAGGAUUCCUAGGAUGUAUUCGCUCCUUACAUUUAAAUGGACAGAAUCUUGAUCUUGAGGAAAAGGCCAAGGUCACACCUGGAGUCAAGCCUGGAUGCCCUGGACACUGCAGCAGUUAUGGCAAUCUUUGUCACAAUGGAGGGAAGUGUGUAGAGAAGUAUAAUGGCUACCUCUGUGACUGUACCAACUCUCCAUAUGAAGGACCCUUUUGUAAAAAAGAGGUUUCUGCAGUUUUUGAAGCUGGUACUUCUAUUACUUAUGUUUUUCAAGAGCCUUAUCCAGUGACCAAGAAUACAAGUCUUUCCUCCUCAGCCAUUUAUGUGGAUGCUAUGCCAUCAUCUAAGGAGAAUAUCGCAUUUAAUUUUUUGACGGGCCAAACACCGAGCCUUCUGCUGUACAUUGACUCUUACUCUCAGGACUACUUGGCUGCUCUUCUCUGCAAGAAUGGAAAUUUACAGGUUCGAUAUCAGCUGAGUAAGGAAAGAGUCCAUGUGUAUACCAUCGAUGUGGAAAACUUUGCCAACAGACAACUACACCAUGUGAAGAUUAACAGAGAUGGGAAAGAACUCACUAUUCAGGUGGACCAACAUCCUUUGUACAGAUAUAACUUCUCCUCAGAGGUCGACUUCCGGGCGGUAAGGUCCCUCACAUUGGGCAAAGUCACAGAUAGCCUGGGACUAGAUGCUGAAGUCUCCAAAGCGAACACCAUUGGAUUUGUUGGAUGCCUAUCAUCAGUCCAGUAUAACCACAUAGCACCACUGAAGGCAGCCCUGCGCCACCCCAGCAUUGCACCUGUCACUGUGAAAGGUGUUCUGGCAGAGGCUAAUUGCAAAUCUGUAAUAGAAGCAGAUGUAAACACAGUGACAACGGUAUACUCUUCAUCAGAUCCUUUUGGGAAGACAGAUGAACGGGAACCCCUCACCAAUGCAGUUAGGAGCGAUUCGGCUGUCAUUGGAGGUGUAAUAGCAGUGGUGAUAUUCAUCAUCUUCUGCAUCAUUGGUAUCAUGACUCGAUUCCUUUACCAACAUAAACACUCACAUCGAACUAACCAGAUGAAGGAGAAAGAAUAUCCAGAAAAUUUGGACAAUUCCUUUAGAAAUGACAUUGACUUGCAGAACACAGUAAGCGAGUGUAAACGAGAGUAUUUCAUCUGAUGGACUAAAUGGUCCCCACAAAUUAUUUUCCCCUUUCUUUCUGUUUUCUAUUUCCUCCUUAUUUAUUUUCCCUUUACUUUUGAGAAGACCCUACCCUUCCCCUUACCCCAACCCCAAGAGACUCCCAACAGCUAUCACACCACCUCCUCUGCACAAGCCUGUCCUGGUGACAACGACCACUCAAGAGACCUGCUAUACUACUUUAGACCUAAUAAGAGCCACAUUUGUGCAUGGUUGCCUAUUGAGUUUUUCUAUUUCCACAGUUUCUGAAGUACUUUCUUAUUUUCCACAUCUACUCAGUCUCACAGAUCUGCAUCUAAACUAUGUGGUUAGAGGUGCAGGAAUUCAUUUAUAAACCUCUUCCUGAACCCCAUGCUUCCAUUUAUAGAAUAGAGACAAGAGAGAAAUCUUGGAUUCCUGAUUUGUUUCUGUGGCACCUUAAAAGGUCCAAGAGAGAUUUUUGUUGUUGUUGUUGUUGUUGUUGUUGUUAUUGACUUAUCAUAGGCCGCUCCUUUCCCAAUCCCUUCCCCUUUUUACUGUAACUUUUAGGCUCUGAAAAUUUGCAAAUAUAGGAUUACUGAUAGUAGCAACAGGUACAAAGAAAUUAAUGUGCACCUCACUCAGCACCCCCUUGUGGGGUUGAUCAUUUAGAACAACAUACGAUAGCAUAAAUCUAGGUGAAGCAUGGGAAAAAGUAGUAGCUUGAAAUUAAAAGGAAAAAAAAUAAAAGAAAGCUGCUAAAAUUAGAUUUUCUGUAACUGCACUGAUGCCUCUUUUCGAUUUUAUAUGAAAUGUUAGCUAGGUUAUUGCCCACUGGUGUCAGAGGUCCAAGAAAUGAUGGCAUAAGAAAAUAACGGUAAAAUUUCUAAAAUACUGGGCAUCAUGAAGCAGCAUACCCUCUUUACAUAACUCGAAGAACUGAAUGAAAGAAAAUAAAUAGUAAAGAUUGGAGUAAAGGGAGAGAUAAAUUGCUUUAAUCGUUUUGGAUAGUUAGAUUCAAUUGCAUUCAAAAUGUCCAUUUGUUCUGACCACUUUCAAAAUGCUGUUUAUAAUUAGAUGAGUUGGUUAUACUGACCUUCUUGGGGAAAUGUAGACUGGAAAUCUUGCUAACUUAGUUGUUUUCAUAUGGGAUCAAAACUAUAUACUCCUUAAAAAUAUGUUGUAUCUUCUUUGUCACAAAGUCCCGAAGAUAAACCUGUAUGUAAGCUAAGGAUUAGAGCCUCCAGAGGAGGUGGUCGUUUGAAAACUCUCUUGGUAGUUUUUUGCAUUUGUUCUGUUCUUACGUUAAUCACAUUGAAAAAAACAGAAAAACACCUGCAACCUUUUGCCCUUUGACCUACGUGGAAAAAAGGAAAGGAGGGAGCUGGGGACCUCACCACCAAAUACUGAUGGAAUAAUCCACAGAUGUGGAUGGCAUUCACUGAUUCUGUUUACAAGACAAACUUGAUUUUGAAAACAAUUACUGCUUUGCUGCUUCUAGGCCCUGACAGUUAGCAGAUGCUCCAUCUUGUUCUCAGUGUUUAUAUUACAUUUGAUUAUUUAAUGCUCCCUUUGCGUGACAGGACUCCCAAUGUUGAGCUCAUUAGCUCCAUUCAUUUCAGAGUUCUCUUUGUUUUUGGUGGCUGAAAUCAUAGGAAAAUGAUCUUUCUUGCUUUUGGGUUUCUCUGCUUUAGGGCCUUACACUAAAUAAUAAGAUUGUUCCUUAUUUUCCAAUGUCUGUGAACUCCUCUAGCACCUCAUUGUUUUCAUUAUAUCUUUGUCCUAGUAAAUAUUUUUAAGUGAUUCUAAUAAGGAUGCAAUGUUUCUUUCCUCUUAUGAACUUAAUUGACUUUAAUAAACAGAGAGUUAUUUUAAUUGUAUAUCUUCCCCAUCUACUAACCCCUCCAGACUGUCAGUUUUGAAUUUUCUAAUUCUAAAAAUGUAGCAUAAAUCAGUUUUCUGCUAGGCUACAUACUCUUCUUUUCCUGAAAUAAAAGACACCAAUAAAGAAUAGGAAGUCUAGCCUGAAGCAUCUCCAAUAAUGAAAUGGAAAGAAAAGGGAGUGUGUGAGUAAUAAAGCUGAAUUUCUUCAUUAUUCAAGCUUCUGGAAGAAAAGGCUGCUUUUUUUUUUUUUUUGCUGACACGGCUUAGAUGAAUAUAUAUGUACAAAGGCCAAAUGAGAAUAGUUUGAUUUUCUCACCUACUUUGGUAUGUAUCUAGGGAGCUGUGGAGAUUGAACACCAACAUGGCCGUUUCACUAGCGUAUAUGUACUUGUUCACGUACACACAUACUAGUGCAUCUGUAGACAGCAUGUGUACAUCAUAUAUGCCCUGUUUAAAAGAGAGGUUCAUGCAGACAGCACUAUCACCACAUCACUUAUGCCAGGCGAGAUUCAAGGCAAAAUCAAGUUUGUUAAUAGAGUACCUGAAAGCUCAUUGAUCUAAUUCUGGAGAGUUCUCAUUGGACCUCAUUGAAUAACAACUAAGUAAGCUACACCCUUUAAAAUCAAAUGGGACUUACAGUGGUAAGAGUUGAGGACUGAUUCACCCCCGUUCUUUCUGUGGAAGGAUGUAUUCCUGCUGUUUCAUGCAAUUGUCAAAGUUCAAGACUGUUUCAUCCCUUGGAUAAUUAAACCAAUCUUUAGAAACACAUGUAUAGUCUGUACAAUCCCAUAUAAUCCUAUAUUUAUCCCACUCUUCCCUUUUGCUCGAUAGGUGGGUUUCCUAACUGCAUAAUGAGGUUCCAUGAGUCACCUCAGUGUUCCAUUUAGACCCUUAGUACUUCUAACAAAAAAAAAUGCCACUUUACAGCAAAACCAAAAAAAAAAGACAAAUUAAAAAAAAAAAACCCUGUAUAAUUUCACAUUUAAAAGGAGCUCUAUCACUGAUAUUCCUACCAAAUAAAUCUCCUAUUUUCUUAGUCCAUACCAAAUUGUAGUGUGUUUCACUUAUCCUAGGAGUAUUUUUAAUAUUCAUUUUACCAUGCAUCAUUUACUCAGGUUAUACUUCCAAGUUUACUAUGAGAGUUCUAUCUAGAAUAAAGAAAAUAGACCUUUUUCAAAAGCCAAUUGUAAAAUAUUUUAGAUGCCUGUAUUCUUUAUCAUACAUAUUUUGGGCAUUUACUUUAGGAGAAACUGCUUCAUGAAUUAUAUCCACAUCUGUGUCUUACACUCAAAAAGAAGGUAACCCAAUUUCCCUUCUCCAAUAUCAGAUCUUUACCCUAUACACACUAUUAGCAUCAGGGGUAAAAAUAAAAUAAAGAGUGAAGUAUCAUAUCUGAGGUCCAUUACUUUUUUACAAAUUUCACCAUGAAUAUUUAAGGAAAUAUUUUUUUUUCAUGCAUUAGUAACAAUUGGUCACAUUAUGUGCCAGCUAACCCACUUCUCAUUAUCUUAUCAUCAUCUAUCCCAGGUAACUGAUGCUUUACCCAUGAAUACAAGUUAUUGGAGAGAGUCAUUAACAAACUAUGUAACAGAUCAAAUUAUUAUGAACAGUCAGUCUGGAUGCUCCAUGAAUCUACAGCAUGCUUUGAAGUCUGAAUUAUUGUGAGCCUUUUCUCUUUUCUGUGCUUUGUUUUCCUGGGCAGAUUUUAAAAAAAUGUGGAAGUCAUCAUAUGAUACUCCAAAAUGCUCCUACUUAGAAGUCUGAACUUAUAUAACUGAAUAUAAAACUGAAGUCUUGGGAACACUGUUUUAGAUACCAUAUCCUUCUCUCUGACCUCCUUUUCUCUUACCUGCAUAAAUUUCCACUGAUGCAUACUACUUUUCAGAACUUACAACCCCUUUGUUCUCUCUUCAGUGUGGCAUUCUCUUUUCUGCUCAUGCGGUGCAAUUUCUAUUUUUUGUUUUUCUCCUGGCCUUUUACCAAUGUUCCUACAAUGGCAAUGAAGGCGAGAGACAUAGAUGGAAUGAGCUUCAUUAAUUUCCUAAUGUAUUAUUCUUCCAUGCCUUGCACCCCUCAAUAGAAGACUAAUUUGAGAGAGCCAUUGAGCACCACAUAGAAAAUAUUCUUUAGUAACAGAGGACUAGUAAGUGCUCUUAGUGCUAACUGUCCUACCAAGUGAAUUUUCACAAUGCAAGGUAACAUCCAGAAAGAGUCCUUUUCUAUUCAGUGGUCAACUGGUGUCCUGCCUUGAUAGCUGGAUAUUUUUCACUGAAAGAGAACAUGCAAGAAAAAGCUGUCUAUCAUACGGGAUGAAAGACAUGAGGCCACAUGAAUUCAUGCUCUGUCUUUCUUCACAAAAAGCUUGAGAAUUUGACCUCUGUCAGUCUUGCUUUUCAUUGCACGCCCUUUUGUUAAGAUAAUUCCAAAAAAUAGUGCUGGAUAACUAAGGGACAUUUGGACAAUGUAUUUUUCUGUCACUUCUUUUCAUUACCAAAAAGGUUAUUGUUUUAUUCCUCUGUCUUUCUUGUCUUCCACAGGUCACAUUUAGAUUCCCCCCACACCAAAAAAAAAAAGCCUUUAAAAAUGAUUAAAUAGUGACCAAAAGAAGGAAUCAUGGGUACACCCAAUAUUAGGUUUGAAUAUCUGAAAAGCAACUGAGUAAUAGUUCAGGUUUGGUGAUGUUUCCUGUGAAAUGAUAAGUGGUUUAAUUGAAUUAUUUCCAAGUACUGUUUUUAAUCUCUACCCCUUUACAAAAGGAAAAAAAAACCAACUUAUUUUCACAUUUAUCAGGCUUAAACUUUUUUUUCUUUUUCAUUUUUCUCUGUCUCUCAGUUUUGAUUUCACUAAUUCAGAGUAGUUGAAUGUACUGGUGAGAAGAAAUAAAAAAAGUCACAAGUUUUCCAAAAUAAAGGCUUGCUAUUUAAAUUUUC
Messenger RNA from Phascolarctos cinereus (koala), 8804 nucleotides. RefSeq names its product contactin associated protein family member 5 (gene CNTNAP5). Lineage: Eukaryota; Metazoa; Chordata; Mammalia; Diprotodontia; Phascolarctidae. The record is from RefSeq and is a predicted model, not a curated record. Gene Ontology annotation, molecular function: calcium ion binding.